GACACGUGGCUACGAAAACAUGUUGUAAUGUUCCAGGAUUAAUAUAUAGGGGAUAUCAAACUAUACAUAAUCUUAUGAAUACAAAACAAUAAACCGAAUUAAAUGUAACUAAUAAAAUUAAUCGAAUUUUAGUUUAUUUAGAACAUGAAACAUUUAUGUUCAGUUGAGAUGAAAACAACCAAUCUCGUAUAUCUAAGAAAAUAAUUGAUUAAAUUAUUUAUAAGCAAAAUCAGGUAGGCUUGGACGUUUGGAUCUUUAGGUUGAAUUCAGAUCGGUUCCUUUCGGAUCCUAGACAUUUGGAUUCAACUAGAUAUAUAAAAAAAUUUGGUUCAGAUUCGGGCUAUAAUUAAAAUACAUGUAAUUUUCGAAUCCGUAACGUGUUCGAGCCGGGUUCAGAUAAUUCAGAAAGACCAAAAUAACCGAAUUCCAUUAAAAUUUUGCUGAAAUCCAUCAUAUUUAUCUUAAAUUUUGUAAAAUAACCAAAAUAAACUAUUAAUAAUUUAAAUUAAACAUUUUUAAACUCUAAAUUUGACAUUUAAUAUUACUUGAAAAUGUUACGAAAGUAAUAAUGGAGAUUGCUAAUAAAAACAUUUCAACUAAAAUAUAAACUAAAAUAUAUAAAAUAGAAUGAAUAAAAUCAUAGUUUUGGAUAUUAAUGUUUUUAGGUUGGAUCCAUUCGGAUCGGUUUUUUCAAGUCUGGUUCUUUUCGGUUCUAGUUCUUUCGGGUAUAAGAAUUUUGGAGCCAAUUAGAUACUUAUAAAUCUUUGUUUCGAUUUAUGGUUGGAUAUUUCUGGGUCAGUGCCAAUUCUAUUUUUUCGGAUCCGCGUAAAAUUCUCAGGCCUAAAAUUAGGUGUUUGUUUUUUUAAAAAAAUAUUAUUUUUGUUUUUUCAUACUUAUAAAUAAAUAAAUAAUAUUAAAAUUAAUAAAAUAAAAUAUUAAUUAAUUAUUAUAAAUGAUAUAUUUUAUAAAUAUUUAACUCUUAAAUAUUAUUUGACCAUGACUUGAAACUGGUAAGCUUGCAGCCUAAAAAAGGUACGUUCAACUCUCAAGUAUUAAGCCCAUUGGGCUUUACACAUCGUAUGAGAGCCCUGAGUGUGAUGCGGUGCCAGUAGAAAGUGGAAGUCAACAAUGAACUACUACGAAAAAGGAAACUGAGCAUCUUCUUCGCUGCUCGAUGGUGAUGGAACCAACACUCUAAAACUCUUCGUCUCUUUAGAAGAGGCUAAACAUGAAUGUUACAUAUUUGACAAUUAAGAGGCAUUAUCCUCUUUUUAUCUUCAUGAUAUAUGUAUGGAGCUGAACGCACUGUUUAGAUAUUAUAGACUAAAUUCAUACAAGUCAAAGUCAUGUAAUCAUGCAGAAACAAAAUAAAAAUGGUUAAAUCUUAACUUAUCUUUUGUUUGUUUUUACUGUUUCCAUUAUAUACUUUUGGUUUGCGUUCUUCUUCUAUGGUGCCCAAUUCACACGGGUCAAAGGUCUUCGUUGUUGUACAUGCACCACGGUUGCUUUCAUUAUUAAUUACUUGAGCAGUUGAAGGAAAGCACAAGAGAAAGCACUAGAUUCGUUGUGUAUGUGUGUGGGAGAGAGAGAGAGAGAGAGGUGUGCAUGAACCUGACAAGAGCUUCUGAUUCUUGAGAGAAAGAAAGAAUGGAUUGAGAUCUGAAACGCUUCUUUUUUGCAUUUUUCCUGUUUCAAAUCUAUGGAUACAUAGUUGCUUCUGCUUUCCACCAUGAAUUCCCUGUUGCAUUACCUAAUUGCAUAGACCAGUGCAAUCGUGCUGGUGUUCGUGUUCCUUACCCUUUUGGGAUAGGCAAAGGUUGUUACAAGAGCAAAUGGUUCGAGGUUGUCUGCAACCACUCAUUACACCUCUCUUUUCCUUUCCUGCCAAGCAUCGGACUGGACGUUAUUUCGUUUUCCCUUACAGAUGACUUUAUCUAUGAGGACCGUUCACACAAGAGCAACGGGUUUCAAAUUCAGAGUCCAAGGAAGACUUCAGGCUGUUCAUAUGGAAAAAAAGAUGUCCAAUCUUUGAAUCUAACGGGGAGUCCAUUCUUCAUAUCAGACAAUAACAAGUUCACGGCUGUUGGAUGUAACAUCAAAGCGAUGAUGGUAGGAACAGGGCCUCAAAUUGUUGGAUGUGAAGCGAGAUGUGGGAAAGAGACUCGGUAUUACAAAGAUGCUGACAAGAGCUGCGUCGGAUAUAAGUGCUGCCAGACCAAAAUUCCUCCGGGUCUUCAAGUGUAUGAUUCAACCGUGGAGAAACUGGAACCUUGUAAAAACGUAUGUCAGGAGGCCUACUUAUCACAAGAGGACUUCUCUACGUACACGCUCACCUCACCUGAUCUAACAGAAAAUGUUAUAGUGACCAUGGAUCUGGAAUGGCGUCUUGAAGUUCCCCCCAACAUCGUUCCAAAGAGUUCACAUUGCGAGAUAAGUACAAGCGUAAUUCGCACGGAUGAUCAGUAUAAGUAUCAAUGCAGGUGCAGAUCUGGUUAUGAAGGAAAUCCUUAUUUACCUGGUGGAUGUCAAGACAUUGAUGAGUGCAGAACUAUAUAUGGGGUGUGUGGAAAGAACAAGUGUGUGAAUGUGGCUGGAUCAUUCAGAUGUGAAAAAACGUGGCCUGCCAUUCUAGGUGGAACUCUAAGCUCUGGAUUGUUUCUUAUAGCUGUUGGAACGUGGUGGCUAUGCAAGGUUAAUAAAAAGCAGAAAGCAGCCAAGCAGAAGAGGAAGUUCUUCAAACGAAAUGGAGGUUUGUUAUUAGAGCAACAAAUGUUCUCCCUCCACGGAAAUGUCAACAAAACCAAACUGUUCAGUUCCAAUGACCUGGAGAAGGCAACAGACAGAUUCAACGCGAGCAGAAUACUAGGGCAAGGCGGCCAAGGCACAGUUUACAAGCGAAUGUUGGAAGAUGGGAUGAUCGUCGCUGUCAAAAAGUCCAAAGCAUUGAAAGAAGAGAACCUUGAAGAGUUAAUCAAUGAGAUCAUCCUUCUAUCGCAGAUUAACCACAGAAAUGUUGUUGGGAUCUUAGGAUGUUGUCUUGAGAGGGAGGUGCCUAUUUUGGUGUAUGAGUUCAUCCCCAACAGAAGCCUUUUCGAUCAUAUACAAAACCCAUCAGAAGAUUUUCCAGUGACUUGGAAAGUACGCCUCUGCAUCGCCUGCGAAGUAGCUGAUGCACUAUCCUACCUGCAUUCAGCCGCCUCUGUUCCAAUUUAUCACAGAGAUGUCAAGUCAACAAAUAUCUUGUUGGAUGAGAAGCACCGCGCAAAAGUAUCAGAUUUUGGGAUUUCAAGAUCCGUUGCUAUAGAUGAUACUCACCUGACCACAAUAGUGCAAGGAACAGUUGGAUAUGUAGACCCGGAGUACCUCCAGUCAAGCCACUUCACAAGGAAGAGUGACGUCUACAGCUUUGGAGUUGUGCUCAUUGAGCUCUUAACUGGGGGAAAACCCGUCUCCAUUCUGAGGCCACAAGAAAUAAGGAUGUUGGGAGUUUACUUCCUCGAAGCCAUGAGGAAUCACAGACUUUAUGAGAUUCUAGAUGCUCGCAUCAAGGAGGAAUGUGACCAAGAGGAAGUCCUUGCAGUAGCCAAACUUGCAAGAAGGUGUUUGAGCUUGAACUCAGAACAUCGCCCUACCAUGAGAGACGUCUUUAUCGAACUGGAUAGGAUGCAAUCCAAGAAACAAGGCGCUCAAAACCAAGCAGAAAAUUGCGAAGAGCACACACACAUCCAGAUCGCAAUACCCGAGUCUAUGUCUCUCAGUUACUAUUCUCCGUAUACAGUCGUGGAAAACAGCUCAUUCUCACCGGACUCAAAACCAAUCAUGAUUCACAAGACACUGUGACUGGAAAUGCAAAACCACUUAUAAUACUUCAAUAAACUAAUGAUAUUCACAAGGUCUUAUUACUUGUGUGAACCAUUUGUAUAACUCUUUCAUUUUCUC
Brassica napus (rape) is the source of this 3939-nucleotide messenger RNA. Its product is annotated as wall-associated receptor kinase-like 8. The record is from RefSeq and is a predicted model, not a curated record. Gene Ontology annotation, molecular function: calcium ion binding; protein serine/threonine kinase activity; ATP binding. NCBI's taxonomy places the organism in Eukaryota, Viridiplantae, Streptophyta, Magnoliopsida, Brassicales, Brassicaceae. Gene Ontology annotation, cellular component: plasma membrane. The transcript is spliced from 3 exons. The coding region runs from base 2104 to 3840 and encodes 578 amino acids. Gene Ontology annotation, biological process: cell surface receptor signaling pathway; protein phosphorylation.